Lizanozyma spartinae is the source of this 1149-nucleotide messenger RNA. RefSeq lists its product as uncharacterized. Gene Ontology annotation, cellular component: mating projection tip; Rvs161p-Rvs167p complex; medial cortex. The transcript has a single exon. Gene Ontology annotation, molecular function: lipid binding; protein binding. NCBI's taxonomy places the organism in Eukaryota, Fungi, Ascomycota, Pichiomycetes, Serinales, Debaryomycetaceae. Bases 1 to 1149 code for a protein of 382 amino acids. Gene Ontology annotation, biological process: plasma membrane tubulation; actin cortical patch localization; endocytosis. The record is from RefSeq and is a predicted model, not a curated record.
AUGGAUUGGGAAGCACUUAAGCGAGUACCUCAAAUGGUCAAACGGAAAGUUAAACUUGGAACUAACACUUUUGAUGAGGAAUUUAAUUUAUAUUUUGAAGACUUGACAAGAUUAGAUAAGCGGUUAGAAGCGCUAAUGAAAUAUUGUAAAGUAUCAACUCAAGAAACCAAAACUGCUUUAAAGGGAUUGGAACUGAUAGGAUUGGCGUUUCGGGAUUUAUAUGAUCCUUUAAAUGGCUUACCGGUUGAAGUUAAGGAAAGAUUGAAGAAUAAUGUCCCCACAGAUCAACUAUUUGGGAGUGAUUCUAAUAGUAAGCGGAUUCAAUUUGAACGGGAAUAUUUGAACUGGGAAAAUUCAAAAUUAUUCAUUGACGGAGUUAAAGAUAUUGUGCCUGCUGUUGAAAUCGAACUUGAUCAAUUGGUGGAACUAAUGGUUAAAAAAACCCUUCAAUUACAAAAAAUCGUUAACAAUAUCAAAACUCGGUGUAAACUUAGAGAAGCUUCACUUUAUGAUUAUGAUAUUGUGUUCAAUGAAUAUGAAGACCUUGUGAUUCGACUGAAAACCGCGCCCUUAUCAGUUAAGGAUUCAAGUAAAAUGUUUCGAUUGGAAAGGAAAACUGAAGAAUUGAGACUUGUAUACCAAGAGCGAAACCACUCAUUGAAAUCAGAACUUCCUCAUUUUUUUAAAUUGGUUGAUAUGAUUUUUAAACCAUUACUUGAAAUCUUUUAUUAUGUGCAUUUGACAGUUACUUAUCAAAUUCAUAACAAUAUGAAUUCAUUGUCUGAUAUAUUUCAAAUCACCAUGGAUGAUUUGGAUUUUAAUCAGAUUAUCACAUGUUAUGAACGGGAUACUCAAACUGUUCAACAAUCGCUUAAUAAUCUUGGGAUUAUCAAUUUCACCGAAAAUUAUCUUGCAGAUUUGACUUCAAGUGUUCCUUCUUAUAAAGAAAUUCAACCACCUGAUAAUAAUAAUUAUUGUCAAGCAAUUUAUAAUUUCAACGGAGUGCUUGCAGGAGAUUUGAAGUUUAAAACGAAUGAUAUGAUAAAAAUAUUAAAUCAAAGUGGUUCAUGGUGGGAAGGAGAAUUAAAUGGUGAAAAGGGAUCAUUCCCUAGUAAUUAUGUCAAAUUAUUACCAACAAAAUCAUCAUAA